Molecule: messenger RNA, 2995 nt
Organism: Argiope bruennichi
Lineage: Eukaryota; Metazoa; Arthropoda; Arachnida; Araneae; Araneidae
Product: cAMP-specific 3',5'-cyclic phosphodiesterase 4C-like
Exons: 8
Coding region: 81-1658 (525 amino acids)
Biological process (GO): signal transduction
Cellular component (GO): perinuclear region of cytoplasm; nucleus; cytosol
Molecular function (GO): 3',5'-cyclic-AMP phosphodiesterase activity
Source: RefSeq, a predicted model, not a curated record
UUUUAAAUGAUAAAAUGAAACAGAUAAUAAAAUAAAAUUCUUUUUACUCAACAGUGGCUGAUUUAGAUAGAUUAGCAGAGAUGGCGCUGGACGAUUUAGAGUGGUGUCUGGAGCCGGUGGAAACCGAAGCCCAGCACUCCUCCACUCUGAUAGCCCUCAGUAAACAAUUAACUUGUAUUGACCAGUAUUGGCUUAAUAUAUUUGAAAUCCGGGACUCUUCCAAGAAUCGUCCCUUAACUGCUGUUGCUUAUAAAAUAUUUAGAGAGAGGAAACUUUGCGAAACAUUUAAUAUUCCCGUGAAGACAUUGGUUAAGUUCUUGCUGGAACUAGAACGUAGUUAUUCGAACCUGCCGUAUCAUAACAGUACUCAUGCAGCGGAUAUUGUGCAAUCGGUGCAUGCUCUUCUUCAUAUGCCUACAUUCCAGUCUCUUUUCUCUGAUCUGGACGUGUUGGCCUUACUCUUUUCGGCAGCUAUUCAUGAUGUUGCGCAUCCUGGUUUCAGUAAUCAAUAUCUCAUCAGCAUGAGAUCUGAAUUAGCUCUUACAUAUAAUGACAUAUCUGUAUCGGAGAAUCAUUCACUAUCUGUAGCAUUCAAGAUACUAAAAAAUGAAAACUAUGACAUCUUUUCAAGUCUAUCGAUUGAGCAGUUUUUAAUUCUUCGAAAGAUGACUAUCGAUAUGGUGCUGGCAUCUGAUAUGGAAAAGCACCAGUCUCUUCUAGAAGAUUUCAGAGAUAUGAUUCAAAGAAAACGAAGAACAGGUUUUCAUGAUCUGGUGGUCAAUGAAUCAGAAAAAUUACUAUUGUUGAAGAUGAUACUCCACUGCGCAGAUUUAAGUAAUCCUACCAAACCUCUUCCGAUUUACAAGAAAUGGUCGGAUAUGGUUAUGGAAGAAUUAUUUCUGCAAGGUGACGAGGAACGUAAACAAGGACUGGCCAUUAGUCCUAUGUGUGAUAGAUAUAAAGAUUCAGCGGAGAGAACUCAGGUGGGUUUUAUCGAAUACAUUGUGGAACCCUUAUGGGAAAGUUUCUGUGGUUUGGUACAUCCGGAGGCCGAAGACAUUUUAAGCGAGCUCAGACGGAAUAAAAUUUGGUUUCAAGUUCAAAUCCAAACAAGCCAAUCGAGUAUAUUAAGCCAACUAAGCCCGCCAACCCAAUUAAGCCGAACAAGUCUAUCAAGCCAACCGAGUAAAUCAAGCCAUCUAAGCCUGUCAACCCAAUUAAGCCGAACAAGUCUAUCAAGCCAACCUAGUAAAUCAAGCCAACUAAGCCCAUCAACCCAAUUAAGUCCAACAAGUCUAUCAAGCCAACCGGGUUUCGUUGGCUUGAUUUCAAGCCAACUAAGCCCGUCAAGCCCUACAAGUCAAUCGAGCCAUCUUACUCCGUCAAUCCAAAUAAGCCGAACAAGGCAAUCGAGCCAACGGAGUAAAUCAAGCCAACUAAACCUGACAAGCCAUACAAGUCAAUCAAGCCAACUUAACCCGUCAAGCCAAACAAGUCAGUCGAGCCAACUUAGCCCGUCAAGACGAUUAAGCCCAUCAAGACGAUUAAGCCCGUCAAGACGAUUAAGUCCGUCAAGCCGAUUACCAAAGGAUUCGAGCAAAGAAUCGGACAGGCAAAGAGAUACAAGGCCAAGUAAAAUCCAAAAGACAUUCAAGUAACCAGAAGAAGAUUCUGUGGAUAAAAAUCAGUAAAUUAUUAUAACCUCUGAAAAAAACCGGUCCCGAGAACAAUGUUUUGUUUUGUUUCAUGAAUCGAUUUGUUUAUCUGAUAGCUAUCAAAAGGAGAAAUUGCAUGAAAUUAACUGUCUACUUCGUUUAAAUGUUCCAAAAUGAGCACUGAUUUCGUAACUUUGACAAUUUUGAAGGACUUAUUCGAUGUCUGUUCGGAAUAAAUUCCAAAUAUUUUAUCAAUAGACAAAAAUUUUUCGCACUUGGCAUUAGUGAUUAAAAGAAAUCGCAUUUGUCUUUAACGAUUUAAAAAUAAACGGUAUAAAGCAUUGGCGUUUUAUCGAUUGUGAAUAUCCCUUUAAUCAUUUUUUAACGAUCGAUAAGCCGAUUAAAGUGCAUUUCGUUGCAUGUUCAUUUGAUAUUAUGUUCUAAUAAUAAUUUUCUGAGAGAUAUGAAGCAAAUUUUACGCAAAUUUCUCCUUUUUCUUUUCAGUUUCCAAAGAUAAAAAUAUAGAUCUUGUAAUCAAAGAGAUCUCAGCUCUCUGGUAUUCAACUAUUUCUCUUUUAAAAAUUAACGAUAUUCCAAGCAAGUAUUAAUUUAAAUUUGUUGCUUAAACUAUUUAUUUUGAAUCCGCCAUUUCGUUAUAUUUUCACCAAUCAUAAACUAAUAAUGUGAAGAUAUCCAUUUUUUAUGAGCAAAUUUAUGUUAAAAACCUUAUGUAUUCGCUAUAAUUCUUUUUAAUAAUAAACAUAAACACCAUAUUUUUUUUUAUAUAAAAGGGGAUAGCUUAUUUAACUAUUUUAGGAAAAUUUAACAUUCUUUUAUUGGAGGCAAAAAUAAUUAUGCGCUUUUCUCAUGUGGUAAUCAACAUUUAACACACAUUCCAUACUGUACGAACUGUGUAUAUAUUGUUUGUUUUUAAAAGUCAGAUAUAUAUUUUAUCAGAAUUGAUUGUCCUUUAUUUCGAUAUCGUCAAUGGUUUUAGAAAUCAAAGCGUAUCAUGAAAUUUUAUAAGCCAAUAGAUAAUUUGUGGUCUCUAGUGAAACAGAAAACUCUAGAAACAGAAAACCCAUUCAGCAAUGCAGUAACACAACAUGGACCGUUUAAUCGAUUUAUGAAAAAUGUAUCUGAUUUUCCAUUACUGAAAUUCCAGUCGCAAGUCCUUAUUAAGGAGAUCCUUUGUGACUAUUAUAUAUUCUCAUUGUUAUUAUGCACAUAUUGUAUAUUAUAUCUUUGCACUAUUUAUCUAUCUAUAUAUGUAUGUCAUAAAUGCACAAUUUAUAUUAUAUCUUUGUACUAUUUAUCUAUCUAUAUAUGUAUAUCAUAAA